AUGCUUAACAUGGGAUACCUCAAUAUAGAAAAAAAUACACGCUACGCAGAUACAAGCAAUGAACUCAAUGGGGCUAUCAACAAUGCGUUCGAGCUUCCUACACUUUUCAUGACAGAUGGCAACCCGAAAAACGACGACAACCCAAUACUUGUAUCGCAUGUUAAUGACUCAGAAAUAAUAUACAAAUUGAGAGACGGGGCGAGGCUGAGGAAUCUUAUUAUGGAAGAGGCGAAUUGUGAACAAACCCCGUGCCUAUACGACAGUCCAAACUUUAUUCCUGCUACAGACAAAGAACUGACUGCAGCAAUAUGCAGUGUGCCCCAAGAAGCAUACGAAAACCCUCUGAAAAGCAUUUCCUCAGGUUUUUUUGUUUUCAUCAAGUCAAAUGCUGCGAAAGAACUUUCGAAUAUUCCUGCUCAUCUUCUGUACGAGUUUCUUGAAAACAUACAGGAUUCAUGCAUAGAAAAUGGAAGAGUUCAUUUACUAGCUGACUGGCUUUUAGGGAAGAUAUGCAAGUACAAGCAAGAUGGCAUCGUUCUGUCCCCAACAGAAAUGGCGCAUUGCAUUUCUUCUGCUGCGCUGGCAUGUGAAAUAAUUCGGGAGAGCACAUUAAACAAAAUGUCCGCAACGAUUUUAAAGUACAAACGACAGCUGCGUAAGCUAGGCGGUGACAAUUGCAGUGGGGAAUACUAUGCACUAAUCUUAAAACGGGCCAAUACAGAAUUAGAAGGAUUAGAAAACCAACAUCUAGAGUUUUCUGGCGUAUACAAUAUUUUAAGGAAAAUGGCCACUACGCUGUCUGCCGAAAUAUCUCCUGCCAAAAUUUCAAUUUAUACAGGCAACCCCAUAGAAGACCUCACACCCUCCAUUGAAGAGAAAGCCAAGAAGUGCAAGUCUGAUCAGGCAUGCUUAGACGAAUUGAAAGAGCUUGAGUUAGAUGAACAGUUUUAUCUGAAAAUACGCGAUAAUGUAGACAGAAAAGACCCACUAGGUGAUAUAGCAGCUGUUAUAAAAGAUAUGGAAGGCAUGGUGAAAGAGUUAAAAGGUGCAGCCGGAACAACAGAAUACCGCAUAGAAGUAAAGAAGAAAGACCUACUACGCUUUGACCCAAUGAUUGUUAAGCAAACCAUAAGUGAAAUUUCAAACACUCUAAAGGGUUUCGCCAUUAAGGAAAAGAGAUUCGAAAUACUAUGCACUAAAGUACUAGAAGCUUUAAGCUCAGAAACAAAAGACCCCAUCCUUAUGGAGCCAACAACAAAUUAUACUCUUCCGCUCCGGGCGUGA
Messenger RNA from Nematocida major, 1284 nucleotides. RefSeq lists its product as uncharacterized. Bases 1 to 1284 code for a protein of 427 amino acids. The record is from RefSeq and is a predicted model, not a curated record. The transcript has a single exon. Lineage: Eukaryota; Fungi; Microsporidia.